GCUGAAAGGUCUGGUCGCAGAGGCAGGAACGCGUAAUCCUCAGCGUGCUCCAUCCCGGCAGCAUCCUUCCAGGCUCGGCAGGGCAGCGAGCCUCUGGGCACCAGCCCCUGCUCCGCGGAAAAGCCUGAUGAAGUCCUCCGAUAUCGACCAGGAUUUAUUCACAGACAGUUACUGCAAGGUGUGCAGUGCACAACUGAUAUCUGAAUCUCAGCGUGUGGCCCAUUACGAGAGUCGAAAACAUGCAAGCAAAGUCCGACUGUACUACAUGCUUCACCCCAGGGACGGUGGGUGUCCUGCCAAGAGGCUCCGGUCAGAAAAUGGAAGUGGUGCUGAUAUGGUUGAUAAGAACAAGUGCUGCACACUCUGCAACAUGUCUUUUACCUCAGCGGUGGUGGCCGACUCCCAUUAUCAAGGCAAAAUCCAUGCCAAAAGGUUAAAACUGUUGCUAGGAGAGAAAACUCCGCUAAAGGCCACAGCAACCCCCCUGAGCUCACUUAAGCCUCCGAGGGUGGACACUGCUCCGGUGGUCACAUCUCCCUAUCAAAGAAGAGAUUCAGACAGAUACUGUGGGCUCUGCGCAGCCUGGUUUAAUAAUCCCCUGAUGGCCCAGCAACAUUAUGAUGGGAAGAAACACAAAAAGAAUGCGGCAAGAGUUGCUUUAUUAGAACAACUUGGGACAACUCUGGAUAUGGGGGAACUAAGAGGUCUGAGGCGCAAUUACAGAUGUACCAUCUGCAGUGUCUCUCUAAACUCAAUAGAACAGUAUCACGCCCACCUGAAAGGAUCUAAACAUCAGACCAACCUGAAGAAUAAGUAGUGAAAACAUCAAUCAAGAUGAGAAAAAAAAUAUCAGGAUCUCUCUGCCAUGGAGAAUUACUUAUCAACCACCAGAGGAGAAAUCUUUCUUGAACAAUGAACAUUUUUACGAGGAUUCACAGAUUAACAUGUGACCAAUCUUAGUUUUGGAAAGUAAAUGAGCUUUAUUUAUUUCUUCUUCUUGUUUUUUUUUUGAUUUUGUGGUAAGUUGUGAUGUUUGGAUGGAUUUUUAAAUUAUUUUCUGAUAAUAUAUUUAGCACAUGUUCUAAAUUAUAAUCCUAUACCAAACAGUGAAAGCAUCAUUUAAACUUAAAGACAAUGGAAAAAUCUAAAUCUCCAGUUUAUUCUAGAUUUCUUUAACAUAUAAAAUUAUUCUAUUAAAUCCUGGAUGAUUGUUAUGUAAAGCACCUCUAUCAAGAAAGAAACACUAUUUUUUCAUCAUGUGGAACAUGACUGUGGCAACGUGCCCUAAAUGGGAAAGAAUCACUCACUGGUCCUUCUCAUCUCACCUUACAAAAUGUGAGCCAGCCUUGCCAUCUGAACAGCAAGAAUGAAGAAGGCAAAUAAAAGAAAAAUCCUCAUCUCUGUUUUCUGAUCAUUCAAAAAACAGCUUCUCAAGGUUAAGCCAAAUCCUCUUUGCAAGCUGCCAAAAUAAUAGCUUAGGAAAAGAAUUAGUUUGCCUGCAUGAUGAUCCUCUUAGGCAAAAAUGUCUUCACAGCAGUUGACCUUGAUGAAAUGUUUUCCCAAAGGCAUCCAAAGGAAGAAUUAUAAAUCCCAGAACAGGAGAGAAGUAAAUGAAUAAUUCUUAUGAAGUUGGCCUGACUUAAGGGCUUCGAUGUGGGGUACUAUGAUUUGGAAAUAAGUGGGUGAAUUCUGAAGAAUGACAGCCUUGGGUAUGAUGAGGUCCCCUAUUCCUCUGUUUCUCACUGAAGUGCUCUCUAUGAGCCAGGAUUCAAUCACUUUGGGAAAAACACCAGUGGCCAGUAUGGCAGACUGGAACCCUGUUACUCUGAUGGGGAACAGAGAGAGACUCUGAGUGUAAACCAUAAGGCUCUUUCUCUAGGUUCCAUCUCCAUCAGACUGGAUUCGGUGACUUGCAGGCUGGCUGCAAAGCCAGGCAUUUAGCUUCUACUCAUGAUGCUUCUCAUUGGUCUGGCUGGGGCUGUCCUUUGUAUGUUGUGACUACAGGCAAGUAAUCUGCUGGUGUCAGGGUUUUCUGUCGCCUGUUGUUUUUCCACAGAGAGCCAAGGUGGUUACAACUCAGUGAGCAAUAAAUGAAAUGACUUAGAAACGCACAGUGUUGUUAUUAAGGUGUUUGAGAUUUGGCACCAUUUCCUGGAGGAGGGCCCACUCAGGAGGGACCAAGGUGGCCAGUGUCCAUGACUACAGAAGGAGCAGCCACCCCAACCACAGCUGUCCUGUUGGAAGGAAGAAAGGUGUGAUGGGGAACAAACUAUUUUGCUGUUUUGGAAAGCACACAACUGAGCUGCAAACCUCCUAUGGUGACUUAUGUUCAAAUGUGUAAAAUGAGGCUUUAUUUGUCAAUUCUGCUGUAACAUACGCAACUGUCCUAGUAAAAAAAAAGAAAAAAAGUCUUUGUUUCUCUUUGUGUUUAGUGAGUGAGCUCAUGCCCUCAGGUGUUUUUGUUUUUAAUAACCCAGUAUAGUACAGACGAGUCUAUGAACAUAGACCUCGUUUGCUUUACAGAGAGUCUCUGCCAACCUUGAUAGAUCAGUUUCCAGAUAUAAUAAUCUGAUUAUUUCAGAAUCCCUCAUCUAAGUGCCAUUGCUCCUUGGCAACCUGUCAAGUGACAGUGAAUGCCCUGCCAGAGACGAGGCUUUGUUUGUUUUCAAGUCUCUUUCCUUAUUUUUGCCUGUACAGAGAAGGGAAGUUACCAUUCCAGUGAACCAGGGAGGUGAAGUAUUCAGCUUUAAAGAGGAAGAGUCUAUGAAUAUUAUUUAUAUUUUGGGACAUCUUAAAUGGAAACACCCCUGCUUGGGAAGCUAGCUGUUUGUUGUCAUUAUUGUUCUUUUAUCUUUUUGGUGUAUUGUAUUUGUUUCAUUAGGUCGUGUCUUGCAUUUCACUUUCACUAUGAACGAACAGGAGUGAGAGGUAAAUAUUUUCAAAGAGACAAAUUAAGUCUGGUGCAGAGAGAGGGAGAGCCUUGCAGACCUGACCUGAUGGAGCUGCUCUGGCAGGGCCGCCGGGUUACAGCAGAGAUUCCGGGAGAGACGAAGACAGGUCCAAGAACUUCCUGUAAAACCUCCAUGCGGGAGAACUAGAGGUGAACCCGAUGUUCAAUAUUUAAACUUCCAGAGUACAUGUAAGAACGUCAACUAAACUGACCCACCACUGCCCAUUCGAAGUGUUGUUCCAGUGAGGGAGAAAUGAUUCAAAAUUAACCUAACACACAAGCCUAAUGGCAUCCCUAUAGUACAGUAAAAUUUUUGUGUUUAAAGAAACACUUGCUAAGUGGUUGAAAUAGUUUAGGUCUUCUUAUAGAGAUAAAAUACCCCUAUAGUCCUGGUCAUGCAAUUCACUUAUUUUCUAACGAGUUUUCCUUCAAGUACAGAGGGGAGCUUCAGGUUAGCACUAGUGCCGGUGGCCACACAGGCCAUGGUUGUGAAACCCAAAUUAAUGAGUUUUCCUUACAUGUAGUCUUCACAGCCAAGUGCGCUAAUAAAUGUGAUCAUAAAGCAAUCUGCUAAGUGGAGAGGACUGCAGUGAUCCCUCCUGCUGAUCAAAGUGGCAAUAAAACCCUCAUCUGCAAUUGCUUGACGACAAAGACCAAUAAGAUUUGUUUUUUCAUCUGCCUCUUAGAUGACAUAUAAACAUAAAUUGGAACUGCAAGAGUCUUUAUACUUUCCUAUUAAAGUGACUUUACUAGACCAAUCAGACUAAGAGAAGGAGAAUAUGAAAUAGAUGAAAAAUGUGAAUACUCCCACAGGGAAAUUUGAGCCCUGGGAGCUGGGGGAGGGCACACCUCCUCCAAAGCUGAUCAGUUAAGUGAGGUAUUUUUGACAGGUUACUGUGAGCACAGCAUAUUAGAACUCCAAUGAGGAAAUAACAUUUCUAAGCUGUCAGGUAAUAAAAUAACCACCCUCUCUACAUUCCAUCCAUGCUAAAUAUGCAUUGCUUGUUUGACCAGCUUGUACAAAAAAAUUUGAUUGUUGUUCUUUUGUGACCAAAAUUGUUGUCCUUUUGUGGGAACAGAUCUCUUCUUUCUCUGCUUCUUACCUAAUUUACUCUUACUAAAGUCAUGCUAAACUACCUCAUAGGUAUGUGGUGUGGAUGAGCUAAGUAAUAAAUGUCAAG
Molecule: messenger RNA, 4131 nt
Organism: Myotis daubentonii (Daubenton's bat)
Lineage: Eukaryota; Metazoa; Chordata; Mammalia; Chiroptera; Vespertilionidae
Gene: ZMAT4
Product: zinc finger matrin-type 4
Molecular function (GO): nucleic acid binding; zinc ion binding
Source: RefSeq, a predicted model, not a curated record